This is a messenger RNA of Danaus plexippus (monarch butterfly), 3358 nucleotides long. Its product is annotated as glutaredoxin domain-containing cysteine-rich protein CG31559-like. The transcript is spliced from 5 exons. Bases 419 to 2353 code for a protein of 644 amino acids. Gene Ontology annotation, biological process: sensory perception of sound. The record is from RefSeq and is a predicted model, not a curated record. NCBI's taxonomy places the organism in Eukaryota, Metazoa, Arthropoda, Insecta, Lepidoptera, Nymphalidae.
UUUACCAGUCAGUCUGCGCCUGUCACUAGUGGAUGACGCACGCGCUGUAACAUCAUUGGCCAGUUUGAAUUAUAUUACGAACGUUGAAGAAACCGUCUUGCCAAUUGCGUUCGAUGAUCGUUCGAUUUCUUAUUUGCGACUUUUACAUAUACAGAGUGUCCCGUUAGUGUUGUGUUGGUGACAUUGAAAAUACGUUUAUUGAAAUUUUGUGAUUACAGUUCGGAUGUUUUCAUGAAUUAUUAGGUAAAUUAAAAACGCAUUGCAAAACAGGCCAUCCGUGCGGAUUGACCUAGAAUCGCUCCACUACUGCCACCGGAACCAUUAUGCCUUAUACAACCACAACAAUCUAAACCGAUACGUGACUCGAAUAUAAACGUAAUUACCGUUACUUAAUUAUGCCAAUUUAUUAAACAGCAUCAUGAUGGAAGAGGUGACCACACGCCCAAAUGUAGAGUACAUUGCACCUGUAACCCCCAAAGCAAAGCAAAGGCCUGGAUCAACUACUUUUACGCAAAUAGUAAACGAUGAUUCUAGCCUUCGAGUGAACGGAUUCGCAGAAAGCCGGUCAGAAAUGGACUCUCUAAGUUCGAUGCACUCUCUUGUCCUUAAUUCCAAGUCACCAACAACAACGGUAUUCGUCGCGGCGACCCAGCCAGAGCGACCCGUGAUCACGCCAAGCGCAGACGCACCCAUUAUCAAUGGUCCCCACGUGGUGACCAUCAGGAUAAAUACCGACACUGAUAAGCCAAAAGCUCCAAAAAUAUCCAGUGUUCAUCUCAAAAGUGACGUGGAUUUUGAUACUUUUAAAUUCAAUGACUCCAACAAAAAGAGCAGCUUAGUCAGACUCAACGUGGAUGACAGCGGUCCAAAAAUACUGGAUAAUGAAGAUCUAUCAAAAGAUAAGCCACCGUAUAUUUACUGUAACUCGUACGUGAAUACAAUGUCUAAUAUGGUAAUGUCGAGUGGACAAUGCUCUCCGAGUGAUACUUUGGAUUCAGGGACGUGUAGCGACCUUGAUGGUACACCGCCGCCGUUGCCUAAAAAGAAGUCAUCUAAAUCAAGCUCCACAAAGAAAGCCGUCUCCGUUACGGUAAUUAGCUCGACAAGAAACAACAGCGAGGUCGAUUUCGAAGAUAACGAGUCUAAUAUAUCGUGUGACUCGCUAAAUAGUAGUGAGCUAAAUGGAAGCGUGCACGCCGACGAAAGUCACAGCGACGAUCUAAGUAAAAAAGAAAAGAAACAGUCUUCCGAGACAACGACACAGCCACUAGCUAAAGUGAACAAUAAAGACAGCAGCUUUCUACCUCAAGGUCUCCUUCAAGACAUAAGAGACCGUUCCGCUAAACUUAACAACAUUGAAACGGAAAGUGAGCUAGUUGAAACGCAAAGCAUCCUCGAAAUAAGUCAGAAUAAUAAUGAAAAUGUUAAUUUAUCAAAAGAAAGCGCUCAGCUGACGUCAUUCCUGUUAGUUUCUCAGCUAAAACAUGAAACACAAAAAAAUAAAUCGGAGAUUUUACAAGAGAAUACAACCCCAAAUAAAUCACCCUUAAUUACUGAAAGUACUUACGAGGAACGCAAACAAUCAGAUAAGAUGAAAGAAAAAACCAUUUGUUAUAGCAGCCAUUAUUUCGAUACAGAUAAAUUUUAUGAUUUCCACCUUAACGAAAAACAAUUUGAUGAUGUGCCAGUGAAAAGUGUCCGUGAAAAUAAAAACGUGUGUGAACUAUCGGAUAUGGAAUAUUUUGCUGGUAUCAAGGAUUAUAAAAACGAGGAGGCGCCAUCUACUAUAAAGAGUUCAAAAGGCACAAUCCGAGGUGUUAAAAACCGGGUUCGGGCUGGGAUCGCCACAUUUCUUCAAAUACAAAGCACGACUAAGAGCUACAAAGAAAAAGAUGCCGGCAAGGUGGUUUUAUACACUACCACAAUGGGUAUCGUGAGGAACACCUACCAGAGAUGCGUGCUGGUGAAGAAGAUUCUCCGCAACCUACUGGUGAAGUACGAGGAGCGAGACGUGUUCAUGAGCACGGAGUACCAGGAUGAGAUCCGGGAUAGGAUGAGAAGCGAGGAAAUACUUGUGCCUCAACUGUUCAUUGAUGGCCAGCACGUUGGGGACGCUGAAACCGUUGAGAAACUCAACGAGAGCGGGGAAUUGAGAAAAAUGUUGAAACCCUAUAAGAGCCCUGAUGCCUGCAACACUUGUCAGGUCUGCGGGGGCUUCAGAUUGCUUCCUUGCAGAAUUUGCAAGGGAUCGAAGAAGAGCCUGCAUAGGAACCACUUCACAGCUGAGUUCGUGGCUCUGAAGUGCAUGAAUUGCGAUGAAGUCGGUCUUGUAAGAUGUGAUGCUUGCUCUUGAAAUCAUGUGAUCGAUCAAGUACGUAAUAAGAGAUAAAAAAUUCAUCAUGAAACAAUGAGAUUUAUAUAGUUUCGAGAAUGUGUCUGAAAUUGAAAAUAUUUUUUUAUGUCAUAAAUAUGUAUUUUAUAUUUUAAACACGUUUUUUAUAGCCUUCACUUCUUGAAAUUAGUGUAAAUAUAAUUACACUCUUGUAAUUGUUUAAGCUUACUGUACGAUAUUUUUUGCACAUAUAAUUUUUCAUAUAUCUUCUAUACUAUGAAAUAAGAUCGACGCAAGAUUUGCGUUUUAUUAUUCUAAGUGUUAUUAUGUGUAACCCCAUUAUGUAAAAUCAUGUAAAUGUGAUUAAAUAGACAAAUACUUAGAUUAAAUAAGAACAUGUUAUAUUGUAUUUAGGUACAAAGAUGCUUGAACAAGGAAAUAAUUCUUAAAUUCAUUUUAUAAACAACGUUAUUAGGCAUAAAUGAUGUAAAAAUUAGGUCAUAUAGAAAUACUCUCUUAAAAAAACUCUUAUCACUAACUUUCUACUCUAUUUCUAGUUUUUAAUUAUCGCUAAUAACAUAGGUGCUGUAGCGACUUCGCUCAAAAAUACGGGAUUUUAAGUCUGGUAAAGAAAUUUAAGUAAAUAAAUUAGUUAAGUGCAUGACUUUCUAAGACUUAUUGUAAUUAGUAUGCCAUAAAUAAGAUGCAAUAAUUUCUUAUUACAUAUAAUAAACUUCUUCGAAUUAAGUCUUUUUGUACGUAAGUUGUAGAAAAAAAGCGCUAAUUAAUGACAGCGCCAUCUAUCGAUACCAUACAAGGUAAUUACAUAUUUUUUGAUCAUUUUUGAUUUUAAACCUAUUUUGUAAUUGAAAAUAGAGUUUUAAAAUUUAUACCGAAAAUUAUUCGCUUAAAUUCUAAUAACAUUGAUAAUGUGAUAUGAAAAUAUAUGGUUGUAACUUUGUAAGGUGCAUUGCUGAUACAAGUAGCUGCUAAGAAAAUUAUAUGGAAUAAAUAUUUUUUUGUGUA